GGGGCAGCCCCGCCGGGGCCUCCCCGCGCUGCACGGUCGCUAUGGCGACGGGAGGGGAGCCCGCGCGUGGCGGCGGGAGCUCGGGGCUGUCGCGAUAGAGUGAGGGACCUCGGGGGCCGGGGGGGCUGUCGCGAUAGAGUGAGGGGCUCCAAGAGCUGGUGGUGUGUCGGGGCCCCGCGGGGCUGUCGCGACAGAGUGAGGGACCCCGGGGCCCGGUGGGGCUGUCACGAUUGUAGUGGGGUUCCCGAUUGCCAUCCAUGUGCCCGGCCUGGCAGGGCUGUUGCGACGGGAGUGAGGUCCCCUGGGGCUGGUGGUGUGUGCGGCCCGGCAGGACUGUCACGACAGGAGUGGGGUUCCCAAGGCCGGCUCUGUCGGGACUAUCACAAUAAGAGCAAGGGUUGUCGCAACAGGAGUGGGAUCCCCGGGGCCGGCCCUGCAGGACUGUCGUGACAGGAGUGAGGUCUCCAAGGCCAGCCCCGGCAGGGCUGUCACGACAGGAGUGGGGUCCCUCUGCACCCCAUCCCCUGUGUCCCUCCCCCCAUCCCCGUCCCCACAGGCCUCAGGGGUCCCUGCGGGGGCCGGGAUGGAGGCGGACGGGGCCCUGGACCCUGCGGCGCUGGAGCGGGAGCUGCGGGCGGCGGUGGCGGCCGACGCCAGGCGGGAGCGGGAGAACGACGCCAAGCUGCGGGCCCUGCGCCAGCGCGUCCCCUCCUACCAGGAGUUCAGGAACAUCGUGCUGGCAUCACACCUGAAGCCCCUGGAGAAAAAGGACAAGAUGGGUAUGAGGAGGAACGUGCUGUGGAAUCCCUGUGCAGUCCACGCCAAGGCCCCACAAGCCAGCGACGUGGAAAUACCCCAGGAGCUGGAUCAACUGCCUGGAACCUCUGCCGAAUUUUACAGAGAUUGGCGCAGAUGCUUAAAAAGCGGAAAAGAAAAAUACCAGUUUUUGCUUGAACUGGGAGGAAAGGCCUUGGGCAGAAUCUUUCAGGCUGACUUGGGCUUUGGCCUCCUGGGUGAAUUCCUUACGGUGCUGGCAGAGAACGUCUGUCAUGAAGACAGAGAUGCCGUUCUUCAGAUCUUAGAGAGCCUUUCGGGCACCAAGCGCUUCGGGUUAAACGUGGAUCUUCUGAGUGAGUCGGAGAAGGAGAGCAGCAGGGAUUUGUUUAGGAAGCUGCAGAGCUUUGGGACUGCUGGCCAUCCCAGCAGACCGGCCGGCUGCGAAGCAGAGCGGGAAGCCCACCUCACGAAGCGAAAGGAAGCUGAGGAGAGCAUAGCGAUGGAGCUGAUGAAAUGUUACCAGGUCAACUGAAGGAGCAGAGGCAGCAGGGUCGAGCAGAACCAGAGUGCAGAAGAGCUUGAAUUCAGCAGCAGACAUUGUGCAAGACAGGUAAAUCGGAUACUUCUGAACAUGGCUGUACAUUUCUCUCUACCUGGGAGCCACCCAGAGCACUAGUUCCGCGCAAAUAAAGGUUAGUUACCGAGAGGAGUGUGUUGUGAUCUCUGGGGCAGGGUGUCCUCGCAGAACAGCUCUGUCAGGAUCUCUUAGAUGAGGAGAAAAGUGGGG
Messenger RNA from Chroicocephalus ridibundus (black-headed gull), 1564 nucleotides. It is a transcript of the gene DNAAF19, whose product is annotated as coiled-coil domain containing 103. Bases 584 to 1309 code for a protein of 241 amino acids. Gene Ontology annotation, cellular component: outer dynein arm. The record is from RefSeq and is a predicted model, not a curated record. Gene Ontology annotation, biological process: inner dynein arm assembly; epithelial cilium movement involved in extracellular fluid movement; determination of left/right symmetry. NCBI's taxonomy places the organism in Eukaryota, Metazoa, Chordata, Aves, Charadriiformes, Laridae. The transcript has 3 exons.